Molecule: messenger RNA, 4959 nt
Organism: Colletotrichum navitas
Lineage: Eukaryota; Fungi; Ascomycota; Sordariomycetes; Glomerellales; Glomerellaceae
Product: WD repeat domain-containing protein mip1
Exons: 3
Coding region: 223-4638 (1471 amino acids)
Biological process (GO): positive regulation of cell growth; regulation of autophagy; TOR signaling
Cellular component (GO): cytoplasm; TORC1 complex
Molecular function (GO): protein-macromolecule adaptor activity; protein binding
Source: RefSeq, a predicted model, not a curated record
CUGGGGUUUGGGCGGGUGUUAGCCGCGGCGCUGCGCCUUCACCCAACGUUGGACCUGUCACUCCCGUCCUCCAAAAACUCCAAAUUCGCAUUACCGACGCAAUCGCCUGCCACAUCUCUAUCACCUUAUCCGCGCGACGCCCAGGGUCGAAAUGUCGCCGCGGUAAACUAUUGACAGGUGGUUUUUGCGCCAAGCACACAUCUCGACAGAGUCAUUGACAAUAUGACUGCUGCCUCUGUGCAAGAUCACCCCCUCCCUCGCCCCUCACCCGCCACCCAUCUUCGACAGCCGAGCACCUCGAAGCCCUCACUAUCCAGCUCCCAACCUCGACACCACACAAGCAUCCCGCGAACGACGAACAGCACCGCGCUGCUUGGUGUUAAUGGAAGUCCUACCAACAUGCCGCCGAUGCAGGGUCCCAACGGAUCCACCGCAUUUGCCGAUGCGACAGCCGAACCAUUGCCACAUGCUGCUCCUCAGCCUCUAGCGCUUCAACGGUCAACGAGCCAUGAUGAUGGCACUUCCAGACGGCCAUCGAGUGCGCCUGGAAACAAGCAGAACCUCUCUGUCGGGUUUUACGCCGGCGAACAAUCGGAUUCCGACCGACCGAAACGCCCAUCUAUGAAGCCAUUGCUCAUGCGGUCGAAGAGCGAGUUUGUAGUCAACCGCUCCGAGGAAAUCGACCACUCUGAGGAGGAUAUUCCGCAUUGGGGCGCCAGGCAUGGCUUCGAUGAAUACCACGAGUCGCCGGAAAUCCUGGCUCAGAUAGCGAAUAACUGGUACAUGUACUGGACCGACAAACGACACGAGACAACUGGCAAACCAAAGGCAACGUUACACGAGCUUCAGGAUUGGCGCAUGCGUGACAGACUCAAAACUGUUUCUGCUGCCCUGGCCGUCUGCCUUAAUAUAUCAGUCGAACCUCCCGACCAGCUCAAGACGAACCCUGGUGCGAAGCUCGAAGCGUGGACCGACCCUACGACCCCGCCUCCUCAGAAAGCCCUGGAAAACAUUGGCAAGGCACUACAGGCGCAGUACGAGACACUUGCCAUCCGAACAAGAUACAAACAAUACUUGGAUCCGUCAGUGGAGGAAACCAAGAAGUUCUGCCAAUCCCUGCGCAGGAAUGCAAAGGAUGAACGAGUCCUGCUUCACUACAACGGCCAUGGAGUGCCAAAGCCUACUGCCAGUGGUGAGAUCUGGGUUUUCAACAAGAACUACACUCAGUACAUCCCAGUCUCUCUGUAUGAUCUUCAGCAGUGGCUACACGCCCCUACGAUCUACGUCUGGGAUUGUUCCGAGGCAGGCAACAUUCUCAACAAUUAUCACAGGUUCGUGGAGAAGCACGAACAGGAGGAGAACGAAGCGGCCGCAAGAGAUCCGAAUUAUGAAAAGACGGUGUUUCAGCCCUAUAUCCAUUUGGCUGCCUGUGGUGUCAAGGAGAAUCUCCCAACGAAUCCUCUCCUCCCAGCCGACUUGUUCACUUCUUGUCUCACCACUCCCAUUGAAAUGGCUCUGUGGUUCUUCGUCCUUCAGAACCCCCUCAAAACAAACCUUACUCCAGAGCGCGCCAAGAAGCUUCCGGGAAGAUUACAGGAGCGAAGAACACCCCUCGGUGAACUGAACUGGAUUUUCACAGCCAUCACGGAUACCAUCGCUUGGACAACACUACCCCGACACCUGUUCCGGAAGUUCUUCAGGCAGGACCUUAUGGUCGCCGCCUUGUUCCGCAACUUUCUUCUGGCGCAGAGAAUUAUGUCUGUGUACGGUUGCCACCCGCAGUCCUUUCCCGAACUCCCCGUGACCCGCCAGCAUCCGUUGUGGGCAAGCUGGGAUUUGGCUGUGGACAUGGCUCUAGCUCAACUUCCCAUGCUGGAGAGGAAGGAGAACGAAGGAAUCGAGUACGAGUACCAAAACUCGACUUUCUUCACGGAGCAAUUGACGGCGUUCGACGUCUACCUCACCCGUGGAGACGCCAUGUCUCAGAGACCACCAGAGCAGCUUCCAGUGGUACUUCAAGUCUUGCUGAGCCAACAGCACAGGGUCAGGGCAUUGAUUCUGCUUGGGAGAUUCCUCGACCUAGGUCCUUGGGCUGUUCAGCUUGCCCUGAGCAUAGGCAUCUUCCCCUAUGUCCUGAAGCUGUUACAGUCCGCUGCGGCAGAACUGAAACCCGUUAUGAUCUUCAUAUGGACUAGGAUUCUAGCAGUCGACAUCUCUUGCCAGCAGGAUCUUAUCAAAGACAGCGGCUAUAACUACUUCGCCCAGAUUCUCAAACCAUCUGAGAGCUUGCCUGUGGUCAACGAGCCCGAGCACAAAGCGAUGUGUGCCUUUAUUCUCUCUAUGCUCUGCAAGGAUUACAAGCCGGGUCAGCACGUCUGCAACCAAACUGAUAUCAUGACUUACUGCUUGUUGCACCUGCAGAACCAAGAAAACCCUCUGCUUCGACAGUGGUCAUGUCUCUGCAUCAGUCAGCUUUGGCAAGAACUGCCGGAGGCCAAGUGGCGUGGCAUCAGGGAGAACGCUCCCGCAAAGCUAUCAUUCCUGACCAAGGACCCAGUGCCUGAGGUCCGAGCAGCCAUGAUGUAUGCCAUGACCACGUUCUUGGGCAUUAUUGAUCUCACUGACGAGGUUGCUCGCAUUGAAGAGUCUAUUGCGUGGACACUGCUGGACAUGGCCAAUGAUGGCAGUCCAAUGGUGCGCCGGGAGUUCCUUGUCUUCCUCUCAAGAUUCAUACUCCGCUUUGAAAGCAAGUUCAUUGUUGCCGCAUACGAACAGCUUCAGGAAGAGAGAGAAUAUCUCUUGUUCCCACCAGGACAGGACGGCAUGGACCACAAGAUGGGGCUGCAUUACGCAAGGAAGGAAAAUCGAAACGCAGAUGGCACCAUUAAGCCCACGGUCCAUGGCUUUGCACACAACACUGUUUUUUCUGCUUGUUGGAAGCACGCUUUGAUGCUGAAUGUUGACCCUCACCCUGAGGUUCAGCGUGAUGCGACGAUGAUUGUGGACUACGUUCAUCAGGCCGUGAUGGCUUCGCCCGUGGGUGAGCACGCCCAGACUCUCAUUGACGACAUUCGAAAGAGGGCAAAGCGGGCUUCAACAAAGAACCACCUGAACCUAAAUCAGCGAAGCCAUGCCAUUGGUGUCUCCAACUCUUUGGCAACCCCACCACUGCCUUCUCCCGGUUUGUUACGUCGCACAGCAAGCUUGCUAUUCCAAUUGCCCCUUUUUGGCAACGAUGGCAAAGCUGAUGCUAAUGAGAAACCUAAUUACUCCUCUCCGGCGCCCUCGCCUAGUCUGCAUCGGGCUGGAUCUCAGAAGAUCAAGGCGCCGGAGCUUGCUGAAGUGCCGCCAGAGCAGAGCGAUCCCACAGCUAUCCAUGCGAACUACCACAUUGCCAGAGAGCCUGUCUCUGCUGGUUUUGAGGACCGGAAGCCAGGCGAAGCCCCCUCUCUCCCCCUCCAGAGCACUUUCCUAGAGUGGUCAAUCGAGUAUUUCUGCGAGCCUCAGAUGAAGCCGAGCGAGUCGGAUGAGCCAGGCAGCACCGAGUACAACGAGCGGCUCUGGAGACGGUCCCGAAAUGACCACAUUCUGGCAGAAACGCAGCCGCUCAAGCAGUACGCCGGCAGUCACAAGUGGAAUAAUCAGCUGGGCAUCACCAACAACGGCUCACAGCCUGCCAAGCUGACGUUCCAUCAAUUCGAAGAUCAUCUUGCUGUCGCGGACGAUGGUAACACGGUGUGUGUGUGGGACUGGAAGAAGCAUGCUCGAUUGAGCAAGUUCUCCAAUGGUAACCCGGAAGGGUCAAGAAUCAGCGAUAUGAAAUUCAUCAAUGAGGACGACCAGGCUUUUCUAAUGACCGGUUCGUCAGAUGGUGUCAUUCGCAUCUAUCAGAACUACGAUUCCGACAAGUCUAUCAGCCUGGCCUCUUCUUGGCGGGCUCUCACACACAUGGUCCCUAGUAACGUCAACUCCGGCAUGGUGUUCGAUUGGCAGCAGUCGUUAGGCCGAGUGCUAGUGGCUGGCGACGUACGAGUCAUUCGGGUGUGGUCUGCGGGUUCCGAAACCUGCAUUAUUGAUAUUCCCGCCCGGUCUGGCUCCUGUGUCACUUCCUUAACCUCUGAUCAGAUGACGGGCCACACAGUUGUGGCUGGAUUUGGCGACGGUGCCGUCCGCGUUUUUGAUACUCGUAUCAGACCUCAGGACUCCAUGAUCAAGAAGUGGAAGGAUGAAACAGACCGGCAGUGGAUAAAGAGCGUCCACCUGCAGCGUGGCGGACAACGAGAACUUCUUAGUGCAAGCAGAAACGGCAAAGUCAAGCUCUGGGACAUCCGGAUGGAUCGGCCACUUCACGUCUACCAAACGACCCGAGACACGCUCCGAACGGCCAGCACCCAUGAGCACUUGCCGGUGUUUGCAGUUGGCACAUCCGCGCAUGCUGUCAAGGUCUUCAACUUUGAAGGCCAAGAGCUGUCACGUGUCGAGCCGUACUCCAGCUUCCUGCAGCAAAACAGGGGCUCUCCUAUAGCAGCUACUGCGUUCCAUCCGCACAGGCCCAUUUUGGCCUGCGCUGCCAGAGGAGACUACUACAUCAACCUCUUCACUUGCGAGAAGUCCGACUCACAAUCCUUGGUCGCUUAGUUGAUAUCCGAGAGAAGGUAGACGGUACUUUUUCGCCUGUAGUCCGAUUAUAUUCUUGGGGGAUCAUGCUGCUGCUGUGUAACUACUCUUUUAACUUCUUCAUCUCGGGGCGGCAGCGUACCUUUUACUGGCGACGGACGGCGUUUGAAUUGGUUGCCUUAUGCACCAUGGCAAGCAAGGGAAGGAAUUGCAUGAGAUACUAAUUGGUAGCAGUUGGCUCGUUCUGAAGCCAAUUGAUGUAUGAAAAUGAAACUUGUAAUAAGGAAAUACCUAUGGCUAGCUAGUCACAUAUCAAGAUCAGGGUCAACAAGAAGUAUCCAG